Messenger RNA from Symbiodinium sp. CCMP2592, 852 nucleotides. The record is from the annotation of a GenBank genome assembly. NCBI's taxonomy places the organism in Eukaryota, Dinophyceae, Suessiales, Symbiodiniaceae.
AUGGCAGGUGCCGCUGCGACGGAAUAUCGCUGCUCACCCGUUCUGAAUGAUACCCGGCGUACCAGGCUGUCUCUUCGAAGCUGUGAGCAUACCCUGGCUUCCAAGUGUGGAUUUCAAAACACGCUCUUGGAAGCUCAAGGAACCUGCAAACCAAUGGAUUCAGAUAUGCCCCCCCCUGCAAUGUCCUUUUUCCCAGGUACAGAGGCGAGCGAGCUUGGCUGUAUAUCACGGUCCUGCAAGUUCGGUCGCGCUCUUUGGUGCCUCGCACGGGGCAUGAACACUGCGAUAGAACUUUUCACCGGCGUUGGCGGUGGCUCGACUCUACUGCUGGCACACGCCUUGUCCGGAGCUUUUCACCGGCGUCAAGGACACAAGCGACUGUCGUACUUCUUUACUAUGGAGAGACACCUGGGAAACGCUUAUCACGCCCAAAACAUCCUGGAGAGUGUCGGAAUUCCAGCUCAGAUCCUCUCCUUGGCUCGGCCAGAAGGGUUGAACGCUCGCAUGGCAGCUCUCGUGAAGGAGACUCCUGGCGUGUGGAUUCUGCACGGAGACGUCUUCGACAAUUUGGGUGUUUUCGAUGCGCUUUGCAGCAGUACUGGUAUCGGAAGUCUUGACCUGGUGAUGCUGGACCCUCCACUGGACUUACGAGGACUUUGGCCGCUUUUGGAUAGGGCGUGCAAGCCGAAGUUCUUGGCAGUGCACAACGCCAAUCUGCCUGGUCAUGCGGGGUGGCUGCCCGCACACUUGCGCCGAACAACAGGCAGCUGGUAUGAGAUGAUGAACGGAUCGCAUCCGUCGGUUUGGGAGCGCGGCGAGCGCUCCUGGUCUUUGAUGGGACGAUGCUGGUGA